This is a messenger RNA of Dentiscutata heterogama, 129 nucleotides long. NCBI's taxonomy places the organism in Eukaryota, Fungi, Glomeromycota, Glomeromycetes, Diversisporales, Gigasporaceae. The record is from the annotation of a GenBank genome assembly.
AUGAAGAUAAUGACGAAGAAGAUAAACCUAAAGAACCAUGUAAAAAUCACCCUUCAAGUGUUCGUUGUUUUCGUUGUUUGUCAAAUGCAAAAGGAAGAAAAGUUAAAAAAAUGCGAGGAAAUGUGUUUG